Molecule: messenger RNA, 3365 nt
Organism: Chara braunii
Lineage: Eukaryota; Viridiplantae; Streptophyta; Charophyceae; Charales; Characeae
Source: the annotation of a GenBank genome assembly
UUCUAAUUGAUAGUUGUAGGUGACCAUAAUGCUUAAAUCUCUGUGAAUUCGCUUUCGUUGAGUGAUUGAUAACCUAUUAGCUAUCUGAUCAGUUGGCUGAUUGGUUGGUUGAUUGGUUGAAGUGAUCACGAUCCAUAGAUCUCUGCGAGUUUGCUUUGGUUGAUUGAAAUUUAUCUCAUUAACGAACUGAUCGGUGGAUUGAUUGAUUGAUUGAUUGAUUGAUUUAUUGAUUGACUGAUUCGUUGGUUGAUUGGUUAAUUGGCUGAGUGAUUGAUUGGCUGGUUGAUUGAUUGAUUGAUUGAUUGGCUGGUUGAUUGAUUGAUUGAUUGAUUGGCUGGUUGAUUGAUUGAUUGAUUGAUUGAUUGAUUGAUUGGCUAAUUGGCUGAUGGGAUGAUGAUGGAUCCUCCGUCCGGUGGGCCGAAUUCGCCUCCUUGCCAUCUAUCCUCGGCAGCUGUUGUUAGGGGUGCUGCACUGACACAGGGAGGAGGAGGUGGUGGAGGAGGGGGAGCGGGGCGGGGAUGUAAGAAUGGUGGGUGCUCCGAGUGUAUGCCAAGUCCCCCGCUCCUGUGCAGCAAGCGCGCUAGACCUAUUGAUGAUGAAGACACUAUCUUUCUCGACAAUUACCACGCCCACAAACGGUUCUUAACGGAGAUGAUGAGCUGCAGUCUAAAUGGUCUGCAUGUCGGGGACAGCUUUGCUACUUCGGGAGCAGUAGCAGGUCCACCAUCAGCAGGUGGAGGAGGAGGAGGAGGUGGUUUGUCGUCAUGGUCGAUGUCAGUUAUGGAUCAGUUCCUCCAAUCACCUAAAGAUCCCGACACGGUAAGCGUCCGGACCUCAUCUACAUUCGGUAAUGGUGAUGACGUGUCCAACAUGGAUUCGCCGAUGAGUGAUGACAGCGACGAUAGUGUGACGUGGCGUGCCAGUGUGGCAGCUGAUUCGGUAUUCGCUGGUGGUGGUAUUGGAUUUGGAUUUGGAUUUGCCACCGGAUGUUGUCAAGGUUCUCCUGGUCCGGGGUCUGGUCCAGGUGCUGGUCAGAGUUCUGGUGCGGUUAGCCCUCCAAGCCCCAGCUCUCCCACUGGUAAUAAUCGCAAGAACUUUUUUCCAGCACCCCCUCCCUCUCCCACCGUUGGGGGAGGGGGAGGCGCAGCUUCGCCUGGCAGCUGCUCGCCUCAGCAGUACUUCCUUUCCAGAUCUAAUCAUCAUCACCAUUACCAUCAUCAUCAUCAUCACUCACGGCUGGAUGUAGCGGAGUCCCGACUCCCUCCCUCUCCAAGCGACACGUGUCAAGGUGGCGAUCUGCGUCGAACGGCUUUGCUCCGCAAUCUACGCAACAUGCAACAGAUGAGAACUCAGAUGUCCUCUGGAGACUCAGCUAUGGCGACUGGAGGUUCGUCCUCUUCCUAUCCCCUCGCUCGGAUUAAUCGCAAUGGGAGGACUGAUGGAGGAGGAGGAGGAGGAGGAGGAGGAGGAGGAGGAGAAGGACCGGCGGCGGUCGCUGAUCAGCCUGAUCGGGAUUGUGGCGGGAAGAAUGGUAUUGACGUGGGUGUUAGAGAUCAGGACAUCGAAUCUCCGUUCUGCCUCGACAGUGACAGAAGAGUUUCGUCGGUGUCGUCUUUGGAGGGGGCAGUAGGAGGAGGAGGGGGAGGAGGAGCAGGAGGAGGUGGAGAGAGGGGUUCAUGCUCUGGUAAUAAUCGCAACGAGGAGGAAGGUUAUAUGGCCGCCGUUGUAGAUGGGAGGGGCGAUGAAAUGGCCGAUGGUGAUCAAUCAGAGGACCCUUCCAUGUCAAUGAAGACAACGAUGUCAACCGACAGCGAUGGGGGUGUAUUGGUAGGAGGAGGAGGAGGAGGAGGAGGAGGAGGAGGAGGAGGAGGAGGAGGAGGAAGUGAGAAUGAGAGAAAAAGGGAUCUGCAGAAGUUUGUAGACAGCUCGUCGCCGUUGAUUAGACUGUCGCCGUCAUCAUUAAUUUCUAAAGCCAGAAAGCCUCCCUGGCAUAGAUGCCAGCAUCAUCAGCAUCGCCAUGAGAACGGUGGUACACGUGUCAUCAAGGGGUGUUCGGCGCGAAGCCUGGAGUCGAGUCUUCCUUUCUGCCAAGCUGCUGCGGGGGACUCGAAAAAGAAGCGUUACUUCUCCUCCUCGUGGGAUUCCCCCUCUCCCUCCCCCCCUCCUCCUCCUCUCCCUGCUGCUGCUGCUGCCCCUCCUCUAGCCCCUCCUCCCCCUCUGAUUUCUCCUGCCGUCGAGUCCUCUUCUGCCGUCUCUACGUCGCCACGUAUCCAGCAUUCCUGCGCCGCUCAGUCGGACACACUCAGCAGAGAAGUCGAGGGGAGGGAGGAAUGCGCCACGUCGUCGGCCUCCGCCGUCGCCGACGAAAAAACGUUGACGUCAGUUGCCGGAGAAGCCAUGAUGUCGUCGUCGACGGACGUGGAAGAAACGAUGACGUCAAUGAUCGGAGGAGCGGCGAGGAGAGGGGGGGCGGCUAUGGAGAACGUUCUCCGGCGAUGCUCUGAAGAGUCCACGUCGUCUUUCCCGCCGCGCCGCUCUUUGUCAUCGUCGUGCGCUGAUGUGGUUGAAGGGAGUGUUGGGAGAGUGACACGUGGAGGUGGUUGCGGCCUUGGAAGCGAAGGAGCAGAUGAGAAUGUCUAUGGAGAUGAUGCUGUACAGAUGGUGGAGGAAAUGUCUGCUUGUCAUAAUCAAGUAUUACGUGAGGAAGGUCAAGAUGGCGAUACGGGGGGGGGAAGUGAUGGCACGCGUGUCUACUCCUCACCGCCUUCUGUUGCCCUUUUUCGUUCUUGUCCGUCUGGUCCCCAGUUACAUCGUCAAUCGUCGUGCAAUACAAAUGACAGAUGACAAAAUGCUCCGUCAUCGACGAUGAUUCAGGACACGUCAGCGAGGGGACGGGUUAAGGACGGAUAUACUAAAUUUAGCUAUCACCGCGUUCAUGCAUGCGUGCACGCAUGGUGAUAUCAACACCUUGCAUUCGUGUUGCGAAUACCUUCCCUUCUCCUCCCUUUCCCUUGCACUUCCUCCUCCUUUCCUCUUCCUCCUCAUCGUCGACGUCGUCGUCGGUGUCCUCCUCCUCCUCCUCCUCCUCCUCUCCGUCUUUCUUGCUACUCAUCCUUAUGUGACAUGGAGCGUGUACGAGAGACAGCGUUGGCCACUGUUAAUGGCUAUCGCUAUUCGAAGUAUUCUUCCUGUCUCCCUUUUGUGACAGGGAGCGUAACUCAGCGUAUAAUACAGUACAGUAAUAUGGCCGCCUCAUCGACGACGGCUGUGGUAACAGUGAGGGUACCGCACAGGACGCAGAUGAUGUCCAUAAUUAGAGAGAGGAGCGAUCAACGGAAGAAACAAGUCGGAAAGCACGACCAAUC